This is a messenger RNA of Cotesia glomerata, 3469 nucleotides long. Its product is annotated as putative mediator of RNA polymerase II transcription subunit 26. Bases 146 to 3220 code for a protein of 1024 amino acids. Lineage: Eukaryota; Metazoa; Arthropoda; Insecta; Hymenoptera; Braconidae. The transcript has 3 exons. The record is from RefSeq and is a predicted model, not a curated record.
UUCACGCCGCUUGUCUCGCUCGACAUCCACCAAAAAACGCGUACCGGUGCUUCUAAUAUGGUUUUUUAAUAUUCAAUUUUAGUCGUGAUAAAUUGAGUUAGUUUUUUUUUUUUUAACUCUAUUCAGUGAUUUUUUGUUUAACAACAUGCGACUCUCAGUGAUGGUGAUCGCGAUCAUGGUCGCUGUCGCGAUCGUGGCCGGGGCCGAAGACAAGAACCGUGGAAAACGGCAACAAGUGUACUUUACAAGAAGGGCAGGCAGACCACCACCUUAUGCGGUGCAAAUGGAGCCGAUAGUCCAGUACUCUCAGCGCGACCCGCUUUACAACCCCCUUGCGAGCUCCAAGAGCGACGACGAUUUUUACCACGACGAAACACUGGGUCACGCCCCGGGUUCUUACGGCUCAGACCCAGAGCCGAUUAUCGAGAUAAUCAUCAAGGAGUCGAAUGAAUCCUUGCCGACCUCUCUUCCACCGGUGUUGCCAACGACCAAGCCCACUAAGGAGCCCAUACAGGUGUUUUACGUAAAGUACGAGAAGAAAGACCAGGGGAACGGCAAGUCCAAAGUUAUCUACGAGAAACCAGUACCCGCUUUGACGCCCCACGAAGACCACGAAGAAAUAAAGUCCGACAAUCAGUUGACCGAAAAAACUGAGUACGUUACCCAGAGUCCGCUGCUGAGCGAGCCGUCGACGACUUUAAGGGCAAUUAUCAGACCUGACAGCGAAGUUUACCAUUCUGACGGCAGUGGGAUCAAGAUAACUUUCGGCUCUGAUAAACUCCCGCCCAAUAAUCAUAACAAGAGAAGUGAUAGGGACAAUCCCAAUGCUCACCCUCAGUUGUAUUUAAAUUCGUUUUCUCCUUCGCCGGCAAUUUCGCCUAAUAAGAGACCGUUCGGUCAGUUUCCGGCGAUUCAAUCCAAUCAUCGGUUGCCGCAGUCUCCUGUAACAUUUCCUCAGCAAAGAAUAACUUCGUUUCCCCAACAUCAACAGCAACAACAACAACAUCAACAUCAACAUCAACAUCAAACACCGCAGCAACAACUCCCACCGAAUUUCUCGCAGCCUCAAUUCCAAUCACCGCCGCUAAUUAACGUGCAACGCCAGCAACAAAGACCGGCUAUUACUAUUCAAGGCCUGCCGGAAGUUCAGCAGCGAUUUACUUUUCAAUCGUUCGGCUCUCCAGCACACGGUAUCAGAAUAAAUCAUCCACAACAACCGGGCUUCCCACCGGCUGUUUCUGUUUCACAUCAGAGUUUGCACUUGCAAAAUCAGCCCCACUUUUCUUCUGGACAGAGUUACUCCAAUAACGAGCAAUCGCAGUCGCAGCAGAGGUACCAGCAGCAACAACAUCAGCACCAGUUGAUUUAUAAACAGGAACAGGAUAAAAAGUAUCAAGAGUUGAAACAAAGGGACCACUUUCGGCAGCAAGAACUUCAGAGGCAGCAGGAGCAGCAAAGACAGCAGGAGCAGCAACGACAGCAGGAGCAGCAACGACAGCAAGAACAGCAAAGACAGCAAGAACAACAGUUCCAAGAACGACAGAGGCAACAGCUUGAACAGCAGAGGCUUAAACAGCAGGAGACCAAAAUUAGAGAGUUUAAUCAACAGCAAGUUAAUUACAACAGAGUUCAGCAGCAUCAACAGCAACUACGACAACAACAGCAGCAAAUUCAACAACAGCAGCAGCAAAUUCAACAGCAGCAACAGCAGCAAGAAAAACAAUCGGAAAUUUUGAGAGCAGUGCCAAAAUUAGAACAGCAUUAUGCAAUCAGAGAAAAUCCUCUUCAUCCAGGGCCUUUUCCGCCCAAUCCACAACAAGUACAUCCAACACAGUUCUCUCAGACGACUCAAAACAGCUUUUCAACUCGCCAACAACCUACUGCAAUAACUAUUCAGAAACAAACACUGCUAAGUCAGACCAGCGGUUACAUUCCCAAGACAAACAGCCAAACCCCGGCUCCAAAGUUCCCUAAUCAAAGUCAAAAGGAUGGAUUCAACUUUGGCCAAAACAUCCAGUCUCAGCAGCCGUCGUCUCAGUACCAAUCGAUCUGGGGCCAGCCGAUCAUCAAAGAUCCUAAGCAGAAAAUCUUCGCAACUCCUCUGCCAAAAACCGAAAACUCGCUCGGACCGUCAAUCCCGAGAUUCGCAGCAGCUUCUCCUUUGCUUCAGCCUACGCCCACAACUCCCACAACGACCACGACUCAACCCACCACAGCAGCUCCAACCACAACGACACCCAGCCCGAAAAACGAGGCGAAAAUCCAGCAGAACAUUGCGAAUUUGCCGGAUGAAGUGCCGGACGAUAUUAGAGAUCAGUUGUUAAGUUCUGGAAUCUUGGGAAACGCGGAUAUUCAAGUUCUUGAUUACGACAAGGUCGGAGAUAUCCCGAUCGAGAAUUUGCCGCCUGAGGCGCUCGCCAAUUUCUACGGUGCCGGAGGUGGUGCUGCUGUGUCUGCCAGCGCGCCGAUUCCGUCGAUCGCUAAGAAACCCAAGAUUAUUGAUGAUGGAAACACCAGUAAUAACAAAAAUAGUUAUAAUAAUAACAACAACAAUGUCGUGAUAAAAUCUAACAAGGCGGUGACAACCACCACCAAAGUUGAACAGGCUACACUUAAGCCCGGAGGUGUGGAAAUGAAAGUAGUACACUUCGACCCCAAUACGGCACAAGGCCAGGCUAUUGCAGAUCAGCACAUACGAGAUGACGCUACUCAUCUCAAACCGGUAAACGUCGUUGCUUCUGGUGAUGAUAACACCCAGUACAAUCGGUACUUGCCGCUGAAAGUAAGCGGGGCGUCUUUUCCGAUCCCCGACGUUCCGGAAUUGAAGGACCGGAAAAUUUCGAGUGUCGUCGUUCUCGCUCCAGUUGACUACAACUUUCGCGACGAAGAACAGAGAUUUGGGAAGAAAAUAAGCGAACCUAUGCCUGCUAAAUUUUUGGCUGGCGACACCUUGAAGCAGUUGAUUAGAAAACCCACCGCGGAAAACUACAAAAAGUGGCUGGAACAAGAAAGCCAGACCGAGCCCCAGAAGCAGUCGGUCGUCUUAUUGGUAACGACGCCGAAAAAUCAAAGCAAAGGAGAUAAAGAAAUAUUCAUGUACGAUGUCAGCACCCAGGCCGUCAGCAAGCUGUCCGGAGAUUUGUCUUCGGCGUUCGUGGAUGCUGCUGAAAGCAAUUCUGAAAGUCCCGAGUCUAUUGACGAUUCGUCUUUUACAUCUUGAUUUGGAUUUGCAUAAUCUGAAAUAGCGUGUAAAAGAUACAUAAUAAUUAUUUAUCCUGACAACUGACGUUGAAUGGCCAUUGAAUAGUAAUUGAGACACAUGUUAAACUCACCGGAUUCAUUUAUUUAGCCAUUCGAAUACAAUGAGAGCUUGUCAAUGUCUACUAGACAUUUUAUUAUCCGCGAUAUUUUAAAAUAUUAUUACCAAGUAUCUGUAAUUGAAUGGAAAGGCGAUUAACACACCACGCCA